Choloepus didactylus (southern two-toed sloth) is the source of this 4566-nucleotide messenger RNA. RefSeq names its product phosphatidylserine decarboxylase (gene PISD). The transcript has 8 exons. Gene Ontology annotation, molecular function: phosphatidylserine decarboxylase activity. Bases 613 to 1737 code for a protein of 374 amino acids. The record is from RefSeq and is a predicted model, not a curated record. NCBI's taxonomy places the organism in Eukaryota, Metazoa, Chordata, Mammalia, Pilosa, Megalonychidae. Gene Ontology annotation, cellular component: mitochondrion. Gene Ontology annotation, biological process: phosphatidylethanolamine biosynthetic process.
AGAGUGGCUGGAGGUGGCUUCCCCUCUUUCCAGAGAAGCCGAGUCCUCAGCAGGUCAGCAGCCUGUGGGAGGAGGAGGGCACAUGGUCCUGGCGGCCUCCCCACCCCCGGAUCCCCGGCGGAGGCCUGCCCCUCUGCUGAUGGGGGAAGUCCCCUGACGUCUUGGGAGCGGCCUCUUUCCCGCCUCCUCGGCUCCUCCUCUUAAAGGCGAAUGCGGGCCAGGCGUGGCUAGAGAGAGCCGAGGGGCCUCUUUAACGGCCUCAUCCUCCGUCCUCCUCCCACUUCCUGGCAGCCUGAGGGGCAGAACUGCCAGGCCAGAGCCGCCUCCCGGAGGCUGAGGGAGGCUGAGAGCCGGGAGCGCCGGAGCUGCCGCCUGGACCACCUGCCGCCCCGGCCUGUCAACCUGCGCCCAGGAGCCACUGAGAACACCUCCAGCCGCCGGCCUAGGAGGCAGAGCCCACAGCCCUGACAGCGCAGGAGUUCUGGCGUGGGGGGAAGGGGCGAAAGGAGGAGAAACAAAGGCGGGUGAGCGAGCCAGAGCGCCAGAGAGCGAGCCAGAGAGCGAGACGGCGAGCGAGCGCGCUGCGCGCCGCCCUCCCCGCGCCUGCCCACCAUGUGUCAGUCAGAGGCGCGGCGAGGACCAGAGCUCCGCGCGGCGAAAUGGUUGCAGUUCCCCCAGCUGGCCCUGAGGCAGAGGCUGGGACAGUUGAGCUGCAUGUCCAGACCUGCCCUGAAACUGCGCUCCUGGCCCCUGACAGUCCUCUACUACCUCCUGCCUUUUGGUGCCCUCAGGCCGCUCAGCCGGGUGGGAUGGAGGCCUGUGAGCAGGGUGACCCUGUACAAGUCAGUGCCAACGCGCUUGCUGUCGCGGGCCUGGGGCCGCCUCAACCAGGUGGAGCUGCCACACUGGCUGCGCAGGCCCGUCUACAGCCUGUACAUCUGGACCUUCGGGGUGAACAUGAAGGAGGCCGCUGUGGAGGACCUGCACCACUACCGCAACCUCAGCGAGUUCUUCCGGCGCAAGCUGAAGCCGCAGGCUCGGCCUGUGUGUGGCCUGCACAGUGUGAUCAGCCCGUCGGAUGGGAAGAUCCUCAACUUUGGGCAGGUGAAGAACUGUGAGGUGGAGCAGGUGAAGGGGGUCACCUACUCCCUGGAGUCAUUCCUGGGCCCUCGUAUCUCUGCAGAGGACCUGCCCUUCCCACCAGCCACCCCCUGCAGCUCCUUCAAGAGCCAGCUGGUCACCAGGGAAGGGAACGAGCUGUACCACUGUGUCAUCUACCUGGCCCCUGGGGACUACCACUGCUUCCACUCACCCACUGACUGGACCAUCUCCCAUCGGCGCCACUUCCCAGGCUCACUGAUGUCCGUGAACCCCGGCAUGGCCCGCUGGAUCAAAGAGCUCUUUUGCCACAACGAACGGGUGGUCCUGACGGGGGACUGGAAGCAUGGCUUCUUCUCGCUGACGGCUGUGGGUGCCACCAACGUGGGCUCCAUCCGCAUCUACUUCGACCGGAACCUGCACACGAACAGCCCGUGGUACAGCAAGGGCUCCUACAAUGACUUCAGCUUCGUGACUCACGCCAACAAGGAGGGGGUCCCCAUGCGCAAGGGCGAGCAUCUGGGCGAAUUCAACCUGGGCUCCACCAUCGUGCUUAUCUUCGAGGCCCCCCAGGACUUCAGCUUCAAGCUGAAAGCAGGACAGAAAAUUCGCUUUGGGGAGGCUCUGGGCUCCCUCUAGGACCCUUUCCUGGCUGCAGGUGCUGUUGCCAGGGAAUCUCUUCCAAAAGGAGAGAAACGUGAGGGUAUUUUAGAGGAAACCCUGAGGCUGCCCAGGUGAGGGGCUGUCUCAGGGCUGUGGGGGUUCUGACCAGGCGGGACCUGAGUGGCUUCCACCCCUGCGUCCAGAGAUGCAGAGAGAGGCUCUCGGCCCCACCUGGCAGGGACCAGCACCUUCUGCAAUGACCUAAGCUGUAUCCCCUUCCCACCCACAAAGAAAAAAGUCGAGGCUGGGAUGAUCUCAAGUUUAGUUGUGUGUCUUUUUUAAUCUGCUGUAUAGGCCGGAGCCCCUCAUCUCUCUGGCUGAGUGUUCAGUUGGUCUUGGUGGUAAAUGGUAAGGUGUCUUCUUGCUGCUCCUCCCGUUCCCUGGGCCGUUUUGUCAGCCCCUUUUGCUUUUUGUGCCUUCCCCCUGCACAGGGUGAGGUGCCCCUGGGCACUGACUGUGGACCCACCGUGCCCCAGAACGGGCCCACAUGGCCUUUACGAUCCCUGUUCUCUGUUCCCAAGUUCUCUUCACCCUGCCCUGUUCGUUGGGAAAAGCUACAUCUUUUGUCGUCUUUGCACUUGUGGCGAGAAUCACCAUGGACUCUUGCCAACGUCUUCUGGGAUGGCUUGGCCCUUUGCAGCCCCAAUGAGCACCCUUCUGGAGCUGGCCUCAUCCUCUCUUCAGCAAGCAAGCCAGAACCUACUCGAUGGUGUCUGAUGUGAAUGGAGGCCUAGCCCAGGUAACUCUGGACAGGGAGAGCCGGUCCUUGUGCCACCUCCCAAUGCCCCCAGACCUGCAUGAAAUAGGGGGAAGUUGCUGCUAUUGAUUUCAAGGGGCUUGUGGUGGAAGCAGAGGAGCCCUGGUGUGUGUAUGGGGGAGUGCCUAGAAAAUAAAACCUGUCCCCAGGUUAACAGGUACGCGGUCCUUGGGGUGCAACUGAGGGUAGUGACAGGGCCUUGUGUUUCACGUUGAUCCUGGGGAUGCUGUGAAUUUCUCCUGCAGGAGAAGCCAUUGAACUUUUUCAACUGUAUCAGUAGCACAGUAUUUUUGUAUGAAAAGUGGGAGACUUCUGAACAGUAGAUCAUUUAAUUGCAAACAUUUUGGAAAAAAAAAAAUUAAAAACUCAUUGUAGUUUUGUAUUCUGUUCCUGGAGGGGGCUUGAGGCUUCCACGGCAGCCCAGCACCUGCCUCCUGGUGCGGGGCCAGCUAGCACAGAGCCUGCCGCAGGGCCCGGACACGCGCAAUGCAGGCCUGGAUGGGCUGGCGCUGGGCCUGGAGCUCUGCUGCCAGGUGCUGGAUCUGCGCUUCUACCUGGAGACGGGAUAGGGGUGGGGCAGGCGGCUGCGUGGGAGCAUACCUUGGAGCUACCCCCUGGGACUGGCCUGGGGCCUCACCUGUUCCAGCUCUUUCUGCACCUGCUGCUCCGCUGCCUGGGCCUCGGGCCUGGGCUCCUCCUGGCUCAGCUCCAGCCACCUGCGCAGGCUGCUGGCUUGCCGCUCACAGGACCUGAGGGGUGAGAUGCCUGCUGUCCGCCUUGUUGAGCCUUGGCGGAGCUCUCAAAAGGCCCCUUGGGGCAGGGAAAGGCACACCAGCUGUUGCAGGGGGUGGGUGAAUGGAGGGAUAAAGGACUGGGAGGGCCCCUGGCUUGGGAGGCCAUGUUUGUUCCUGCUCCCUCCACCUUCCCCAGUAGACAGUGCCUCCCAUGGGCCGAGGUGAAAAUACCGUCCAGCCCCUCUUCCCCUGCACAGGGCCAGGGUGAGGGGACAGUCCAAUUCCUUUGAACCUCCCAAGGCCCCCGCCAGGCAUCAGACACAGGAAACAUGAGCUCUGUAUGCAUGACUGGUUUCCUGCUCCUGGGCUGCAGGUAAAGCAGGACGGACCCCCUCAGUGCCCUUUAUCAUGUCAUGUUUAGAAUCACACAUUCACUGAGUGUGUGCCUGCCUUGCUUUCCUACAUCCAGAUUAGGUUUUUAUGGUCUUGCUCAACUUUAUCAUUUCCCAGUGAAAGCUGCUACUGUGCCCAAUAGCUAAGCAGACUCACGCCCUUCCAAAUCAUACCCAAGAAGGGUAAAAUUAACCACCUGUUUGUGGUUCAGGCCCCCUCUUGGGCCACAGAGGAGAGGAGAGGCUUUUUGGAAGGAUCCACCUUGGGCACUCACCUGUCCCCAACAGUGUGGGUUCAUCACCCCCAGGGCCCUGGUGGCUGGCACAGUGGAGAAGUCCGACUCCCUGCCUGGCCAUGCCAGGGCCUCUCCCCACGGACACUGGCAAAGGGCGUUUCCCGGAUCUCACCGGAGGUUCUGCUUGUUGGUCUGGUAGUGCUGGAAUUGCUGGCGGAUCCCCUCAAGCUCAGCCUCGAGUUCUGUGCGUCCUAUGGCCACAGGAGGAGAGUGAGCUUGAUCUUGACAAUCUCCCCUUCCCCCUGGGGCCGGUGAACAGAGGGUCUGAGGUGCAGCCUCUUCCCUCCCCACCGUGGCCUGCGCUCACUGCCUGCCAGGUCCAAGGCGCUUACCUGUGCUUUCAGAGCCACGCCCGGGACGGGCCCUAGUGCCUGUGAAGUCCCUUGGGAGCAGCAGGUGAGGGUCGGGGGCACUGGCCAGGGAUGGGGGGCCUUGAGGCUGCAGCCCAGGGACAGCUGGCUUUGUAGAUAUCUACAAAGAGGGGAAGGACACUGAGCCGCUUUGUAUAUAUUAUGUCCCCCAGACAAAGCCAUGUUCUUUGAUGCAGUCUUGUGGGAGCAGGCGUAUUAGUGCUGAUUAGGUUGGAACCUUUGGAGUAGGUUGUUUCCAUGGAGAUGUAACCCACC